AUGACCUCAACAAAAACCCCAAGCCCAAUCACGGAGGUAGCUCUCUUUCACUUAAAACCAUCAACGGACCGAGCAGCCAUUAAAAGGGAGCUAUCGUCAGCCGCAAAGGCCCAGGCCUCCUACUCCAAGUACCCUACUUUCCUGUUUACCCAGAUUGAAGACCCAUCGUACAUCUACCUUCUUGGAGGCUGGAGUUCAGUGUCGGCCCACAUGGAUGAUUGGAUACCCAGCUCUACAAACCAGUCCUUACUUGCUUCUCUCAAGGAGAAGUUAGAUCUUGUGUACAUGAUUCAUAUUGAAAUUGAUCCUACUGAGCUGGGUGUGUUUGGAUUGUCUACCGGGAGGUCAGGAGAGGUACCGAUAGUUGAUUCCCCUGUGAUCGCUAUCGGGCGUUAUUUCCUGCGGACUGGUGAGAAGGAAGCGUUCCUGAACAGGUUCGAAGAGACUAAGACGCACUUGGAGGCGUAUAUUGCUCCAAGGGCAUUGAAAGGUGGAGUUCGGGUGGAACCCAAGGAUAGGAAGGCUGAUGGUAUGGAAAAGGAGGAGUUUGUGCUCUUCAGUGGUUGGGGAGAGGUGAAGGACCAUUCUCAAUUCGCAAAGUCGGAUGGGUUCAAGGAAUUUAGUCAGAUAAAGGACUUCUUGGAGGGGGCGGACAUUAAGCAUGUCUCUGUUUGGGAGGACUGA
Aspergillus nomiae NRRL 13137 is the source of this 684-nucleotide messenger RNA. RefSeq lists its product as uncharacterized. The record is from RefSeq and is a predicted model, not a curated record. Bases 1 to 684 code for a protein of 227 amino acids. Lineage: Eukaryota; Fungi; Ascomycota; Eurotiomycetes; Eurotiales; Aspergillaceae. The transcript has a single exon.